CAUAAUUUAGAAGUAUACUAUGUUUACGCUAAUCUCCGUUAGGGGAAAAACUCUUGAAGUUUUGAUAUCGAAAGAGGUUAGGAAAGAGUGGUGUUUCCCUUUCCGGGGUUUUUAUCUGUUACCUCGCGCAUUUCUGGGAUAAAAGUCCUCACAGGGCAGUGAAAAUGAAUCAGGCAGAUGUGUCGAAGCUGGUGUCACAGCUGAAGUUUGCCAUUCGGCCGAAGCACAGAAAAUUAUCAUGCCCAGACGGUCCGGAAGGGCGAAUGCUGAAGCUGCGAAAGACUGUCACGGCACUCCUUAUGAAUGAACGACUAGAGUUGAACUUUGCCAGGGCGGAUGAGUCUCGAGGAUACGCAGAGCGGCUCAUUAGUGAAGCCAUUCGGCAUGGAGACUGCCACAAAGCAACCAUGGAACUGGCGGACUUCUGGCUGCUGGAGAAGCAGUGCGUCCACAAACUAUUCAAGGUGCUGGUGCCGCGCUAUGAGAACUACAACGUCUCCUUCACGCGCAUGUAUAAGGCGCCUCGGGAUUAUCCUGGAUGGCACUAUAAACGGGCAGUUCUAGAGCUGCGCGGCAAUCCCUUCCCGCCUCUUGUGCCGGACAAAGUGCUGAACAGGAACUUCAUUCACAAUGUACUGCUGGACGAGGCCAAGAAGGCGUACCGUUUCGAGAAGUACGCGGAAAUCUCCAAGAAAAUGAAUGUGACUGAGAAUCUGAGCCAGGAAGCAAAGGAUGACGGCGGAAGCAGUAGCGAGGAUGAGGUGGAGAGUAAGAAGUAGCCUUAUAGUCAAUCUCUGUGUAGAUUCUAGUGUAAAUAAAGUGGUAAAUAAUGAA
Phlebotomus argentipes is the source of this 834-nucleotide messenger RNA. Its product is annotated as large ribosomal subunit protein bL17m-like. The coding region runs from base 165 to 779 and encodes 204 amino acids. Gene Ontology annotation, molecular function: structural constituent of ribosome. Gene Ontology annotation, biological process: translation. The record is from RefSeq and is a predicted model, not a curated record. NCBI's taxonomy places the organism in Eukaryota, Metazoa, Arthropoda, Insecta, Diptera, Psychodidae. Gene Ontology annotation, cellular component: mitochondrial large ribosomal subunit; ribosome. The transcript is spliced from 2 exons.